UUCGACCGAUCCAUCACUACCCAUUUGUGUCACAUAAUGUUUUGAGGUAAAAAUGUCACUUGUUGUUCACACUGAUUAUUUGCAGUCACAUUGUGUGCCAGCAGAUGUCAGAUUACAACACGGGUUCGCUGUUAUUGCAACGCGAACUAAUGAUGUCACAUUAGAUAGAUAAGACCCUCGUUGGUCAGUAUUUCUCAGCGCACCAUAUCUUCUGACAGCCAUAUUGAACUUCACAGGGUAUAAUUAAUUUGUUAAUCCUCCUCAUCAUGCAUGCCAUUACAUUCUGGUGAAGUGUGAGGGAUGUCAUGUGUUUGUUUCUGCAAUGAGCAGUGACAAAUGACACACUUUAGAGAUUCUAAUGAAACAUAAACACGCAAGCACACACACACGUUCUGUGCAACAGUUGAGCAAAACGUGAGACUUGUGUGUUAUCAGGAGUGUGCUGCUUGGCUAAAUAGGGCAACUACUAUCACUGAGAAACGUGUUAACCCGGUGUUUAGAGUAAACCAUGUUUUGACUGCAUGUUAGUUUCUCCUUUGCAACUUGUGUAUCCCAUUAAAAGCUGGUGCAUGCAUAAUGUAGCCUAUACCAAACAAAUAAAUAACUUAUAGGCUACACAGUUAUUAUUAUAGGAUGUAUAGGGUUAUCUAUAGGCAAUUCGCUCUGGGCUUCUCCAAACCAGUGUGAGACCUGGCUCAUCGACUGUCCGCCAUGCACGGCAUUUCCGAAGGGAAAUUCCUACACCUGUCCCGUGUGGGGAUUUUUUGCUGCAAAGACAAAGGACGGGUGCGCUUUGGAUAACUUUGCCCAGGUGGCAAUUGUGCGGCUCAUUCACAAUGAGUUUGAAUCGAUUUUUAAGCAAUGACCAGAUCACUGGUCUCUCGACUGUGUACCUGGUAUCUCUGUCUAUAAGUUUGAUUGGGAGUUUUUCAGUGCUGGUGGUUUCCAUUGUAAAGAGGAGCCACCUACAAGAACAGGUGAAUCCCCUGGUCCAGCUGGCUCUAGCUGAUCUGUUGGCAGCAGUCACCCUGAUGUUCACCAGCACGAUGAAUGAAACACACACCUUCACCCCCAGUGUGUUAAUCUGUGAAAAACUACUGCCUCUGUCACUGAUGUUUUACUUUGUGUCAUUCCUCCUGAUGGUAGUGUAUGCCUGGGAGUCAAAGCAUGCAGUCGAGGGAUGGAGGGAGAGACCAAGAGAGGAAGAGUCCCAGUGUCGACAAAGGAUGGGGGUUGUGCCUGUAUAUGCUUGUGUGUGGUUUAUACCGUUGGUGAUAUACUUUGUGUACGUGAUGACUUUAGUCCUGGUACCACCCAGCCACAUGACGGCAAACAACGCUGAAGCUAGCACAUACUGCAACAGCUGUAUCCUCUUCCUGCAUAUCUGGAGGGACAACUGCUCAGAUAUAGAACAUAUCCAUGAUAUCUUCAUACAAUGCUUCCUCUUCGUCAGUGUGAUACCAGUUUUGGUGUGCUGCACAGUGGUUUACUACAAGGUGGGCAGCUGGUAUCGCAGGUAUGAGGAGGAGGGACUAUUUCCUGUGGAGGGAGAUGCACGUUCCAGGAAACGGCUGAGGGGUAUGUUCUCCACUGCUCGCUACAUGAUGGUGGUCAUCAUCUUCUGCUGGACCCCAGCUCUUGUUCUGGUUGUCCUGUCUGUGAUACCAGACAUACCUCAAGUAAAUCUCUUCCCCCUGUAUGUUAUACAGGCGAUGACGUUGUCUCUGCAGGGCUGUCUGAACAGUGUGGUCUAUGCCUGGAGACGACCGAACUUCAGAGACGCUGUGCUCGGAGAGAGGAUGCCCCUUCUCAGCCAAGACGCCCCUCUGCCCUUCUUUGACGAAUCACUGAGGGGGCCGCUUGGACCCUUAACCUCUAACUCCUGACUCUAGAGAAGCUGCUAUGCUGCGGGUGGAAUUCUACCUCUGGCACAGAAACAGUUUACCCUCGUAUAAUACUAACCUUUACCACUGAGGGAAGCAAUGCAACACUGACCUCAGAUCAGCAUCUUGGGAUAACUUCAUUCUACUACUCCCACUGGGAUGGUUGUCCGGAACCAAGACAAUGGUUUACUAUGGACGUAGGGGUCGAUUCAGACUCAGGAAAUGUAUGCCUUUCCUACACACGUCUUUCCUAUGCACUUCUCAGUAGUUGGUAUUCAGACUUUCCUUAUACAGGCGUGUAACGGGCUUUGCAGGCGUGGUUUCCUUGUAAAUUGAUAAAUACAUUUCAUAGAACAGCUGAAAAUCCUCCCACUUGCUGGCCAACAGACUUUCUCAUCGAGUUUUCAUUCAAUAAAGUUUUCUGUACAUUCAUCUUAAACCAUCCCUUUAAAUACGGUGUACCUUUUAAUUCGAAUUUGGUCGACAGACUCACUAGAAUACAUAGAGAGAAAAUCGAAAUAUAUGCAUAUUUGUUACAGUUUCAGCACCAACUGGUUAAAAAAUAUUCUGGUAGAUUAUUUAGGCAAAUAUUAGGGUUAGGAAGGUAUGUAUGACAUGAACUGGUUUGGUGAGCCUUUCCGCACAAAAUAUAAUAUAGAUUUUUUUAUUUAACCUUUAUUUAACCAGAUAGGCCAGAUAAAGCAAAGCAGUGCGACACAAACAACAACCCAGAGUUACACAUGGAAUAAACAAACAUGCAGUCAAUAACACAAUAGAAAUGAAUCAAAAAUACAGUGCUUUGAUUCAUCCUGAAAGUUGCCAUAUUGAAAUUCAAUCCAUAAAAUAUUGGAAGGUGAAAAAAGUGUGCAAUAGGGGUUGAACAAUAGGCUAGUCCGAUAAAUCAACCAUAAUCCUUACUAAUAAUUGAACUGUAAUGACAAUGAUCCAGUCAUUGUGAACUGUGCGCAAGGCUCCAGGGUUAACCUGCUAUGUGUGGUCUGACUUCCAUAAUGAUUCAAAUAGGCUACAUGCCCCAAAUUAUUGCGCAACGUUAGCCUAUUGAUCCACUACUGGAAGAUACUGUUCCCACCUCACCACUGAAGAGACUGGAAUAACACCUUUACUCACAGAGUUCACCUGGAAUUCUACAUAAAAUGCUACGUUAAGUGGUAUGUCAGAAGACACCAUUUGCAAUUCAGAAUUUUCCUGGACCUCAAAACGUGCGUUUGAAUGUGAUUUCUGUAGCACCAUUUUUGUUAGUGUUAUUUAGAAGAAUCUUCAAUGAUAUAUUCAUUUUUUAGUACAAUGCUAUUUCAGUAAGAAGAGAGAAUGAGGUGAUUAUUUUGAUGAGUUGUAGAGCCAGAUGGGCCAGAGAACAACAUGGCAUGACAAUGACCAUCAUUUGAUUGAUUGAUUUGAUUAAUGGAAUAUGGUUUAUGAAGCGCUUCCUUAUGGUGUUGGGGAUUUCACUCUUUCCAGUAGAUAGCUAGAGCAACUGUCAGUGAUUGUGUACAAUAUAGCAAGCAAUACAGCUAGUAACCAUAGCAAGCUAUCAUUUGUACACAUUCAGUGUUUUUAAAAAAUCAGGUUAUAUAGUAUCACCCUUUGAACAAAAUUAAUUAAAAUCAGAAGUAUCAUUUUUAUUCAGUCAUUUGACAUGUGUAUAGACUAAAGACGAAAAAGCACUCGAGGACUAAAUGUACUGUACUUUAGCAUGUAGAUGUUCUUUGGUAGGCAUUAAAAUCACAGGAUAACAUUUCCCUUGUAUAUUUAUGUUGUUAUGAUGUUUUAUUUGUGCAAUAAAUGGCCUCUUACCCAGUCCCAUUUUAACUGAUUUUCUCCUACUCUCAUUUAUUGUAAGCUCAGAACAAAAUGGUUUAAUCCUAUGGUGACCUUGUAUCAUAAUGACUUCAGACUUGUUUCAUGAUGGUCACCUGUUGUAAUGCAUAGUUCAGAUCAAAUAUAAACUUGUACUCAGUCAUUAUGUGUGUCACUUAGAGGGGCUGGGAGUGCUGAGUCAACUGGUGACAGAGACGAGUGAUGUGUUUUCUGCUGUGUCAUGCCCAGUCACUUGUGACUAUAAACGUUAAAGUGUGUGAUGAAAGAUAUGACAGUUUAAAAGGUUGAGGUCACAGACUUGUAGUGGCAGGUGUUUCUACUCUAGGGUAUAUUCUGUCCUCACCUCUGACCGCCUCCUCCCCCUCCCCUCCAUACCUCCCCCUAAUCCCUCAGUCCCCCCCCUCACACUCACCUGUAGCAGCCCCCUCAUUCCUAACCCUAGCCCACUCAUUCUUAACCCCCUACCUUCCAUUAUGUCAAUAUCCCCUCCACCCCUUUAUCAUCCACUCCACAUACAGUGGGUAUCAUAAGUAUUUCUUCACAUUUUCUUGUCUUACAAAGUGGAAUAAAAUACAUUUUAUUGUGA
This is a messenger RNA of Oncorhynchus tshawytscha (Chinook salmon), 4308 nucleotides long. Its product is annotated as transmembrane protein 116. The record is from RefSeq and is a predicted model, not a curated record. Gene Ontology annotation, biological process: adenylate cyclase-activating G protein-coupled receptor signaling pathway. The coding region runs from base 837 to 1886 and encodes 349 amino acids. Lineage: Eukaryota; Metazoa; Chordata; Actinopteri; Salmoniformes; Salmonidae. The transcript is spliced from 13 exons. Gene Ontology annotation, cellular component: plasma membrane. Gene Ontology annotation, molecular function: G protein-coupled receptor activity.